CCCGAGCCUCGCGGUGCCGGACGGCCGCGGGAGGGGCGCGCCGGCCAUGUGGGGUCCCGGGGUGCCCGGCGAGGGCCUGGCGGCCGCUCCGGCGCCGCAGCCGCCGCUGCCGCUGCUGCUGCUGCUGGCGCUGGCGCUGGUGGCGCCCUCGCGGGGCGGCGGGGGCUGCGCCGAGCUGGCGUGCGGCGAGCGGGAGCGCUGCUGCGACUCGGCCAACGCCACGGCCGCGCGCUGCUGCAAGCUGCCGCUCCACGCCUUCCUGGACAACGUGGGCUGGUUCGUCCGCAAGCUCUCCGGGCUGCUCAUCCUGCUGGUGCUCUUCGCCAUCGGCUACUUCCUGCAGCGCAUCAUCUGCCCCAGCCCUCGCAGGUACCCGCGCGGUCAGGCGCGAGCCGGCCAGGCGCGAGCCGGGCCCGCCGGGGGCGCCGGGCCUCCGGGGACGGCGGGGCCCCCCGACGGCGACGACGACGACGACUCCCCCGCCCUGCUGCGCGACGAGGUGGCCGCGGGCUCGCAGGACUCGCUGCUGGAGAGCGGCGGCGGCCGGGCCCGGGGAGGGGGCGGCCGUCCGCCCCCCGCCUGCGUCUCGGAGCACGAGCUGCGCGCGGUGGCCCCCGUCUUCCUCCAGCUGCCCAGCUACGAGGAGGUCAAGUACCUGCCCACCUACGAGGAGUCCAUGCGGCUGCAGCAGCUCAGCCCUGCCGAGGUCGUGCUGCCCGUGUCGGUGCUCGGCCGUCCGCGAGGCGGCGGUGCCGGAGACCCCGACGGCGGCCAGGGCCGUUUCCCGCUCAUCUGAGCGCAGGGCACCUCGCGGGGGGGCACCCGGACCGUCACCAGGUUGGGGGCCGCG
Messenger RNA from Psammomys obesus (fat sand rat), 850 nucleotides. RefSeq names its product chromosome unknown C3orf80 homolog (gene CUNH3orf80). The transcript has a single exon. The record is from RefSeq and is a predicted model, not a curated record. The coding region runs from base 47 to 796 and encodes 249 amino acids. Lineage: Eukaryota; Metazoa; Chordata; Mammalia; Rodentia; Muridae.